This is a messenger RNA of Quercus lobata, 1260 nucleotides long. RefSeq names its product L-ascorbate peroxidase, cytosolic. Gene Ontology annotation, cellular component: chloroplast. Gene Ontology annotation, molecular function: peroxidase activity; heme binding. The transcript is spliced from 10 exons. Bases 189 to 938 code for a protein of 249 amino acids. Gene Ontology annotation, biological process: hydrogen peroxide catabolic process; response to reactive oxygen species; cellular response to oxidative stress. The record is from RefSeq and is a predicted model, not a curated record. NCBI's taxonomy places the organism in Eukaryota, Viridiplantae, Streptophyta, Magnoliopsida, Fagales, Fagaceae.
UCUCUGUUCCAGUUGUCCAAUUACGACUCCUAUGUAUAUAUCAAGCUCAGUGUGUGUCUCUACUCUCUACUCUCAUCAACUCUCAGCUCAGCUUUGCAGUCUUAAUUAGCGUGAUUAAAGUUGUAGUCUGAUCGAUGAUACAUGUGGUUUGAUUUUGCUGAGUCAGAACAUAGAAGAAGAUCGUCUCCAUGGGAAAGAAUUACCCAACAGUGAGCGAGGAGUACCAGAAGGCAGUGGAGAAAUGCAAGAAGAAGCUCAGAGGACUCAUCGCCGAGAAAAAAUGUGCCCCUAUCAUGCUCCGAUUAGCAUGGCAUUCGGCUGGUACCUUUGAUGUGAAGACGAAGACAGGAGGACCGUUUGGGACUAUAAGACACUCAGCGGAGCUUGCUCACGGAGCAAACAACGGUCUGGAUAUUGCCAUUAGGCUUCUUGAGCCCAUCAAGGAGCAGUUUCCCAUUUUGUCUUAUGCAGACUUCUACCAGUUGGCUGGAGUUGUUGCUGUUGAAAUUACAGGAGGGCCUGAGAUUCCUUUCCAUCCUGGAAGACCGGACAAAACUGAACCACCCCCAGAAGGUCGCUUACCUGAUGCUACCAAAGGUUCGGAUCAUCUGAGGGAUGUAUUUGGCCACAUGGGUCUCAGUGACAAAGAUAUCGUUGCUUUAUCCGGUGGUCACACCUUGGGAAGAUGCCAUAAGGAGCGUUCUGGAUUUGAGGGACCCUGGACCAGCAACCCUCUUAUUUUUGAUAACUCCUACUUCAAGGAACUCCUUAGUGGAGAGAAAGAAGGUCUACUCCAGCUGCCAUCAGAUAAGGCUCUUCUGGAGGAUCCUGUCUUCCGUCCUCUUGUUGAGAAAUAUGCUGCAGAUGAGGAUGCCUUCUUUGCUGAUUAUGCUGAAGCUCAUUUGAAGCUCUCAGAGCUUGGAUUUGCCGAAUGCUGAAUAAAAAUUAGAGAAGUGAAAUGUGGCUGCUGUCUGGUGUCUAGUCUGGAGGCUGGUUCAUUCUAGUGAAUUUUCUGGACUGGAUGAACUUCUAUAGCGUGGACGUUUUGUGUGCUUUGGACCUUUAGUUUCUGGCUAUGUAUGCUAUUAAAUUGCUAUUAAUGUCUGUAAUAUAAGUAUAUAACUGGUGCAAAAACAGUUAAAACAUUGGUGUGUUUCAUUGGUGUGACCAUUAUGAGUUUCAACCCCAAUUAUAGCUUCUUAUGUGAUGGCCGUACAUUGCCUAUCAAAAUAUGUGGUGAAAAGCUUGCUCUUUCUUUAA